AUGGACAAUGUAAAGGAGGCUGAGGCAUAUCGCAGGGAACUUCCCGAUGUGCGAUUCAAUGCGCCUGUGUACCGCGAAAAAGUGAAGGACUUAUCACAGUUCUCGACAGUUCCCUCAUCUAUAGAGGCGGUUGAGUUGCCUCAGACAGAAGUUAUGAAGUCUCCUGCUGAUGGUUCUCUCUCUGGACGGGCGGAACAAACCGCGGUGUCUUCAGCAGCGGAGAUCCCGGACUCGAGGCCGGCAACUGAACCUAAGUUGGACGGAGGAAAUGAGUCACCUUCCACUCUGAGCAAAACUGACGCUAUUGCUGGUGCUGCUGAGAACUCGAAUGCACCCAACGCUACGGUUACACCGGCGUUAGCGGACAUUGAGUACAGCAAGGGACCAGCAGCCUCUCCACGGCAAAACGUGACUGGUGGUAAAUCGAAACGUCAUCGUCCUCCGAAGCCGGAGCGUCAGAGAUUGGCAGCGUUGAGGCAACAACAGCGUGAAGAGGAAGCAGCUGAGAAAGCUGCCCUUCUCGCGCAAGCCCAAGCGUGA
Perkinsus marinus ATCC 50983 is the source of this 540-nucleotide messenger RNA. RefSeq lists its product as hypothetical. The record is from RefSeq and is a predicted model, not a curated record. The transcript is spliced from 5 exons. NCBI's taxonomy places the organism in Eukaryota, Perkinsozoa, Perkinsida, Perkinsidae. Bases 1 to 540 code for a protein of 179 amino acids.